AUGAAGUACGUUCUAGUGUCUGGAGGUAGGUUCUUUGCAAAUUUUGCUCUUUGAUUGGGGUUUCACAGCCUGCUGGACAAUGCCACGCUGUGAGACUGGAAGCCUGGGAUGGCUUCGGGGGACUGCGCACGAGGAGGCCGAACUGCUGUUGAUAAGAAGCUAACCAUACCUGCAGGUGUCAUCAGCGGCGUCGGCAAAGGCAUCAUUGGUAUGAACUCGAAUUCGUGCCGCUUCCGGUCUUCAGCUAGCUCACACAAUAUGAAGCCUCUUCCGCAGGCCUGCUGCUCAAGACUAUGGGUCUCAAGGUCUCCAGCAUCAAGAUCGAUCCCUACAUCAACGUCGAUGCUGGCCUCAUGAACCCACGCGAGCAUGGCGAGGUCUACGUCCUGGACGAUGGCGGUGAAGUCGACCUCGACUUGGGCAACUACGAGCGAUACCUCAACAUCACAUUGACGCGCCAGAACAAUAUCACACUUGGCAAGAUCUUCGAGAGAGUCAUUUCGAAAGAGCGAGAGGGCAGAUACUUAGGCAAGACGGUCCAGAUGGUACCGCAUGUGACCGGCGAGAUCGAGCAGUGGAUCGAGAGAGUCGCCAAGGUCCCGGUAGAUGACACUGGAGAGGAGCCGGACGUCUGCAUUGUCGAGCUCGGAGGGACGGUUGGAGAUAUGGAGAGCAUGGCCUUUGUUGAAGCUCUUUGCGAGCUGCGGAGAAAAGCAGGACGUGACAACUUCAUGCAGAUCCACGUCUCCUACGUUCCGGUCGUUCACGGAGAGCAGAAAACGAAGCCGACGCAGAUGGCGAUCAAGGCAGUACGCAUGGCUGGCCUCGUUCCGGAUCUCAUUGCGUGUCGAUGUGAGUAUCCGCUCGAAGCUGGUGCCAUUGAAAAGAUUGCGCGCUUUUGCCAGGUCGAGACCGAGAACGUGCUUGCUGUCCGCGAUAUGCCUUCCACUUACCAAGUACCCAUUCUACUAUACGAACAGAACCUAGUAAAGGCCAUGAAAGAGGUUCUACGAUUGGACGCAGUUCAGCUCGACCCAAGCCUUGUGAAGAAGGGAUUGCGCAUCUGGGACACCUGGAAGCGGCUCACGCUUGGGCUGGAGCACAUCCACGAGCAACUCGAGAUUGUUCUUGUCGGCAAAUAUCUCGACCAACCUGAUGCUUAUUGUUCCGUCAUCAAGUCACUCGAACACGCCUCGAUGUACUGCCGAAAGAAGCUGAAGGUCAAGAACGUAGAUGCCGAACAUCUGGAGCUUUCUACCAGCAAAAGUGACCCGGCAUCCUUCCACAAAGCCUGGCACAAUGUCUGCACAGCAUCCGGCAUCCUCGUCCCUGGUGGUUUUGGCAGUCGCGGAACGGAAGGUAUGAUAGCGGCUGCGAGAUGGGCACGAGAGAACAAGACUCCCUAUCUUGGAGUCUGCCUGGGCAUGCAGAUUGCGGUCAUUGAGUUUGCACGUUCCGUGUGCAACGUUCCCUUGCCACAAGCCACCUCCUCUGAGUUCGAUGGAACCGACAGUGAUCGCGUGAUCAUCGACAUGCCAGAGCAUCAUGGAGAGAAGAUGGGAGCCACCAUGCGACUCGGAAUCAAGCCUACCUAUUGGCAACCAGGAACUGAAUGGAGCAAGCUCCGCGCGCUUUAUGGCAUCAAGAGCGACAGUGUCACUGAGCGCCAUCGCCACCGAUAUGAGGUCAACCCAGCGUACAUCACACAACUCGAGGAGAACGGCAUGACUUUCAUCGGCAAGGACGAGACCGGCGUGCGACAAGAAGUCAUCGAGCUGAAGGAGCACCCUUGGUUCGUGGGCGUCCAAUUCCAUCCCGAGUACCUCUCACGCGUCCUUCAUCCAUCAAAGCCGUAUCUGGGCUUCAUCGCCUCAUCCGCGGGUAUGCUGGACGAAGUCAUGCGCGGCGGAAGCCCGACUGGACGACUAUCGCCCACGACCGGUCUGUACGAAGAGUUCAAUCAGACCGAUGGCGGCGCGGUCGUGAACGGGCUCGUGAAGGGUGCCGAGAAAGCUGCCUUCUAG
Messenger RNA from Lecanosticta acicola, 2024 nucleotides. Lineage: Eukaryota; Fungi; Ascomycota; Dothideomycetes; Mycosphaerellales; Mycosphaerellaceae. The record is from the annotation of a GenBank genome assembly.